Molecule: messenger RNA, 901 nt
Organism: Argentina anserina (silverweed cinquefoil)
Lineage: Eukaryota; Viridiplantae; Streptophyta; Magnoliopsida; Rosales; Rosaceae
Exons: 6
Coding region: 8-664 (218 amino acids)
Biological process (GO): proteasome regulatory particle assembly
Cellular component (GO): nucleus; cytoplasm
Molecular function (GO): protein binding
Source: RefSeq, a predicted model, not a curated record
ACGAAAAAUGGUGGCGGCGAAUCUGAAAGCGGAGACUUUAGGUCUGAUGGACAAGAGGAGUGCUCUGGAGGCAGAGAUGAACGCGAUCAUCGAGCGUCUUACUCAGCCCGGCGGCCCUGGACUCUCCGGCAACCUCCUCAACUUCGAGGGGUUUCCUCGCGAGGAUAUUGAUAUCCCAGCUGUGCGAGCUGAACGACGUCGUCUUGCUGAAUUGAAAAAUGACCAUAAAGAGAUUACGGAGAAAUUGGACCGGAAUUUACAAGUUCUGCAUUCCGCGAAGCUUGCUCCGAAAUCAUCAUCCCUCCAACCAUCAGAUGGGCAGAGUGGCUCAGUUGUCAGUGUUGGAGAAUCUGCUUCUUCGACUAAUGUUGCUUCGGAUGUCAUGGAUGUGGAUGUGAGUGUACCCUUUGCAUUGGUUGAUGAGAUAGCUGAUGCGUCACCAGCAGCAGAGGAUGGUUUGCAACUUGGAGAUCAGAUUGUGAAAUUUGGCAAUGUGGAAAAUGGUGACAAUUUGUUGCAGAAACUCGCCUUUGAGGCUCAAACGAAUCAGGGUUGUGCUGUACCUGUAAAGGUCUUAAGGCAAGGUGCCCGAGUGAAUUUAAUGGUGACUCCUAGAACAUGGCAAGGCAGGGGUCUACUUGGAUGUCAUUUCCAGAUUUUGUAAGCAGUUGCCGAAGCCAGAAGACUGAAUACAGUUAUUUUCUUUCGAUCAUGACCUUAUAAAGUCCCAAAAUGUAGCCAAUCUAGGCGUGUUUCAAUUAGUACUUUCUUCCUUUUGGGCAUCUAGAUACCUGUUGUAACGUAGUUUGGUUAACAUACAAAAGCCGUGAGAUUAUUUGCCUAUUUUGGCAAAAGUACUUGAUGACCUUCUACUCAAUUUUAAAGUCGACUUCCUUCAGUU